Galendromus occidentalis (western predatory mite) is the source of this 1887-nucleotide messenger RNA. RefSeq lists its product as uncharacterized. The record is from RefSeq and is a predicted model, not a curated record. The coding region runs from base 1 to 1794 and encodes 597 amino acids. The transcript has 8 exons. Lineage: Eukaryota; Metazoa; Arthropoda; Arachnida; Mesostigmata; Phytoseiidae.
AUGUCGCACAACGAAGAAGUCCUUCCCUACUACUAUGAGACAAACGAGUGCAGCACGGACAGCAAUUGUUCGGUGGCUGACCCGAACGCAGUUUGUGAUGAAUAUCACUCUAGAUGCAUCUGCCUGCACGAAUUAUACAGGGAUAUCACUGUUCCCGAGAUCCGCUGCGUAGGCGGCAGACAGAUUAACCAAUGGUGCAGCUCGUCGAAACAAUGUUACGUCGUAAACACUCAAACCACUUGCGUUGGCAGCUUCAUGAGAAGUCUCUGCAAAUGUUUGCACGGCUUCUAUUUCAACGCAGACAACAAGAGCUGCGUGCAGUACCCCGAAGGAGAAGUGUACAUGGUCGAUGAGGCGGACAAAAUCAUGUUCUUCAACGCGAACUUCAUGGCUUUCGCUGUUUUCGUAUUUCUUGCCGUCAUUAUCCUGGCGAUUCAAAAAGACCUCAUCUGUGACAUACUGAAAGGAAAGAUAUCUCCGCUGAACGACGCCAUGAAUGCUGAAGCCGAAGAAGGUGUGGAUCGGAUACAGAACGCCUCCUCCACUCACUCAUCACCCAUGGCAGGACCUGCUGAGGAUGUGGAAGCUGGUGCUGCUGCUGCUACCGACGUAGGAGAGGACGAAGUUGACCCUGGCGAAUCCCCGACUUCAGCAGCUCGGCUCGUAUCCGGAGACGGUCAUCCGACGGAUAGACAGCAUGGAUUGCAACAACUGCUAGCGAAUACCGUGGGGGGAACCCAUAUCGUGACUGCGGUUCCCGCGUACGAAUGUAGCGUUGACUUGGAUUGCUCUAGCAAGGACUCGAACGCCGUCUGCGACACAAACCAUAGCCUAUGCAAGUGCACCAACGGUCUUUACAGGGGACCCCCGUACCGUGAAAUAAAAUGCUCCGUGGGAAAAGCCUACAACGAGCGGUGCCGUUCUCCGAGGGAAUGCCUGUUAGUGGACCAGUAUUCGGACUGCGUGGCACACGUGUGCCGCUGCCUUCCGGGGUACAACCCCAUACCGGGCGCAAACAUCAGUCAAGGCUCGGUGCGAUGCUUGCUCGAUGAAUACCGUUUCAACGCUGACCACGCUCACCUGACGUUCUUUAAGGUUAGCCCUGUACCCUUGUUAGUUAUAUGUAUAAUUCUCGUGUACCUGGGCUAUCAGCGUGGCGCGAAAGUUCCUCAGAGACGGGGUAGUUCAACGAGCAAUAGGCGGAUAGUCCCCAUGUGGCGCGGCGUGACUUUCCACCAGGCUACCACUCCCCCUCGGAACUCCACUACUUUGCCGAACGGCAGCGCUGGUUCGAACUCGAGCGGCUCCCAAAACGGUCACGCCGUCGUGAUGGUCGGAGACGCAGGACUUCGGAGGGAAUCUUCGUCGGCUACAGAUUCCCGCCGCAGUCGAGGCUCCGCACAUUCCCAGCGGGAUUCUAGCGGACGGGAACGCCAGGAAAGAGCUCAGCCGCUCCCAUCGGAUAGAGCUGGUCAAACUCACGACAACAACAAUAGCAGCAGCAGACCAACGGAGCGACGGGAUUCGGCCAUGUCCCCACCCCCUCCGUAUGCUCAAGAAGAAGCUCCACCGAGUUACGAGGACGCCAUUCGGGCUUCCAGAGUCGCUUCAAGAGAGCCAGCGAUGGCUGACCUGGCGGAAACGAGCAACCGAACGGCGGCGACGUCAACGGAACCUCCGAAUCAACUCCCUAACGGUACCUCGGUCGUCGAAAGCGACACCAAUCAAAACAUCGAAUUCCACAAUAUCAUGGAAAUGCCGAACCAACAAGUGACCAAGCGUCCGAGUGCUUGACGGAGAAGCCGCGGGCUCAUGGAAAUCACUAAAUCAGGCGAAUGAACUUAUAUCAAGACAUACAAAUUGUUCCGUACGAUAUAUCCCUAUGAG